Elaeis guineensis (African oil palm) is the source of this 1100-nucleotide messenger RNA. RefSeq names its product ethylene-responsive transcription factor ERF071. Gene Ontology annotation, biological process: regulation of DNA-templated transcription; ethylene-activated signaling pathway. NCBI's taxonomy places the organism in Eukaryota, Viridiplantae, Streptophyta, Magnoliopsida, Arecales, Arecaceae. The record is from RefSeq and is a predicted model, not a curated record. Gene Ontology annotation, molecular function: DNA binding; DNA-binding transcription factor activity.
GCCGCAAGAUCCACAAAACCCCACCCUGGGUAUCGCGUGAGUGCAUCUUGGAUUUACAAUUUCCCACUCUUUUUUUUUUUGAACAAGCCUUUCAAAAGUAACAGAGAAAGAAUAUAUUUACACCGAAUACAGUCUAAUAACCGUCCUGCCUUGUCCCUGAAGAAAAUUUAUACAGAAAAGAGAGACUUAAAUAACUCAAAGAGGAAAAGGGGGUUAAUAAAAAACCUUUCCAACCCCUCUUUAUAAAGCUCCAGAGCUGUGGCACACCCAACUCAUCACUUGAAACGGCAUCUCCUUCUCUCAUAGCCGGCAAGAAAGAUGUGCGGAGGAACGGACGUAUCGAAGUUUGUCGCCGCCAACGGCGGCCGCGAGCUCCCCAUACCGGAUCUGUGGCCGUCGGAACCAUCUGAUCUCAUUCACGGCGGCGGCGGCGACGAGGGCGAGAAGAAGGUGGAGAAGGUGGCGGCGGUGGUUGCGACCGAGGAGGAGGGGAAGACCGUGGAGAGGCGGCGAGGGCCGCGGAAGAACGCGUACCGGGGGAUCCGUCGGCGGCCGUGGGGAAAGUGGGCGGCGGAGAUUCGGGACCCGCGGAAGGGGGCGAGGGUGUGGCUGGGGACCUUCGCCACCCCCGAGGAGGCCGCCCGCGCCUACGACUCCGCCGCUCGCGAGAUCCGUGGCGCCAAGGCCAGGCUUAACUUCCCCGACCCCCACUCUAUCUGCCCCAUUUCCAAGAAGCCCCGAGCUCCGGCGGCGGCGGAGAGCCUCGCGUCGUCGCCGUCGUGCUCCGUCUCGUCGGCGAUGGAUUCCGUGGAGUCGAUGUACGUGCCUGUCGGGGGAAAUGACAGCGGAUGGAGAAACGGUGGACGGUGCGGUGACUUGCGCCUCGUCUGAUCUUGGCAAGAUAGUUUGAUGAACGGCUGUGAUGUAUCGUAGCUUGUGGGACCCUUUAGAUACGGUUGUCAUUCCUCACUUCUUUUGGUGAUGCGCGCAUGGUAUGCAUGUCAAGUAUUUUAUAAUCAAUUCUUAUUUGGCAAAAUUUAAACAUUUGUAUAGAUUAUUGUUGAAUGUUGAUACGAAGACGCACGUUCUAUAUCCAUUCA